This is a messenger RNA of Nymphalis io (European peacock), 2904 nucleotides long. Its product is annotated as ashwin-like. The transcript is spliced from 3 exons. Gene Ontology annotation, biological process: embryonic morphogenesis. Gene Ontology annotation, cellular component: tRNA-splicing ligase complex. Lineage: Eukaryota; Metazoa; Arthropoda; Insecta; Lepidoptera; Nymphalidae. Bases 87 to 563 code for a protein of 158 amino acids. The record is from RefSeq and is a predicted model, not a curated record.
UCUGGCGCCUACCUAUUGUUUUGUUGUAGAGCUAGUGUUUUGCGUAAUAUAUUAAUCUUAAAAUAUGUAUGAAAUUAUGAAUAAAAAUGGCUGUACCCUGUGAUAUGUUGUUACAUCCAGAAUUAUUGUCAAAUGAGCAGUUAAUACAAGUUAUUCAAGAGAGACAUUUACGAAUAAAUAAUUUACAAAUAAAAGCAAGAGAUGAACUUUUAGAUCUAUUUCAUCAAUUUUGUGUUCCGUAUGGGCAAAGAAAAUAUCGAGAUUCUGGUCGAGGUAAAAUUUUGAACGAAGUCCGUAUGUCGAACGCAGAGUCAGCCAAGAAUUUGGAUUUAAUCAAUAAUAAUUAUAUUAAUAACAGAAAGAAAACAUAUUCAAAUAGUGAAAGAUUAAAACCUCCAUCUGAUUUGCUGUCCGGUCAGAUGAAAAGGAUUAAGCUAGAUUGCAAUAAUAUCGCUUUUAAUAAUAGCAAUUACUACAAGAGGAAGAUGUCGAUUGAUGGUGUAAGCUCUUCCAUAGACAGUCCACCAAUUAAAAAAGAAAGAAAAGCAAUAACAUGGCCAUAAAAUGCUUAAGGGUACAUAAUCUAUAAAAAUAUCAUUAUAUCAUUUGUCUUUACACCGAAUGAAAACUUAGACAUAAAAAAUAACCCUCACAAUAAGAAGUAUUUCAUAAGUAAUAUGUAGAUUCUAUGAGCUAAAUCAAAAUUAAUUUAAAACUGAAAAAACAUAAUUUAUUAUUUGUCAUGGUAAGUUUUAUGUACCUAACCUACCUUGAAGAAGUACUUUCUUCAAAAGCUUUUCAAUCGAUACCACGGUAAAAUAGAUAGUAAUUCCAUUUUACUAUGGUGUAGGUUUUACAUGACAUUAGCAGAAUACUAAACGUAUAUAUAUGCAUGUAAUGAUAUCAAAUAUCUGUUUCUAACAAUAUGAGCUGUUCUAUUUUAUAGUAGUACUUUAAGUAAGAUUAGAAUGGCGAAAAAAGUCAAAAUAAACAUAUACAUGCGAUUAAUUCGAUUAGCUUUUACAAAGAUUUUUUAAAUAUGUAUAAGUCUUUACAACAACUGUGGCCUUUCUCAUUGCUAGAUCAACUAGCAGAAACUAUGUGUACAUUUUGUGUACAUUAAAUAUGUAGAAUUUUAAAUUGCCUCGUCUUAAUGUGUUACAUAGCUGGAUGUACAACUUUGAAAUUAUAUAAUAAUAUUCUGCUACUUAAUUUUUACCCUAUCUUGAUGUUCUAUGUUAAUUAAAUUUUAUGUCAUAAUUUGACAUUUUAAAUAGUCAUUAACUCUAUAUAUAUCCCAUCGAAAGAUAAGAGGUUACAGUGGCGGAUGGUGAUUAAAAGGCCUGACACUAAUUGCUUUUCGGAUGCCUUAAAAUUGUUUUUUGGUUAUCGAAAGAGAAAUAUAUAAAUGUAGAAUAAGUAUGUAAUAAGUUGGAACAGAAUGUAGUCUACGAAGACUGCUAUUUCUUACAUUGUUCAUGCAAAUAAAACAGAAAACAAAAUUAAAUUUAUUAAAUAAAUGUAUUAUAUAAAAAAAUCUUUUUCCACUUUUUUCAGAGAGUCAAAAGCUCCUGCAACAAAAGUAUUUCUAUAAGUCUACCACUGGGCUUUUAUUUGCUCAUUAGCUGUAGCCUGUGUACUGAAUAGUUUUUACAGAAUUCUAUAUACAAAUACAUAUAAUGAAACUUUGAUGACAAAAGAUGAAAAUCUUGCAAUUUUUAAUAAUAUAUGCUUCUUAUUUUAUUUGCAUAUCCAUAAUACCUUCAAAGUAAUAAUAUAUUCAGUAAUUGUGUCACAAAUCCCAUUUAGACAGUUUUAAAAUCUCAUUGUUUAUAGUUUACGAUUAGGCUUAAGUAAAUUAAUCUUAAUAAAAUGUUUAUAUUACCUAGGUACCAAAAUUUUCUUUUUAAAAAAUAUAUUUUUCUUUUUAAUUUUGUUUAUAGUUUUUUCUACUAUUAUAAGGGUAAAUUUAAGAUAAAGUUGCUUAAUGCAUUUCAGGGUUUAGAGGUAAAUCAAAUUAUACAUCAUUUUACAUUUUAUUCAUAUGACAAAGUUAAGGAUAUGUUCUAUCUUGUGUUGUAUCUUUACUGCUUGUGUAUAAAAUUUAAUUCCAAUUUAAAACUUCAAACAGUGUAGGUUUUAGUUCUGUAAUUUUUAAUAAUGUAAUGCUUUAGAAGUUAUAUUGUAUAAAUAAAAAAAGCGACGAGAAAAAAGUUUGAGUAAUAUUAAAAAAGCGUGAGGAUAUAAUCAAUUAGUUUUUAUACUAUGCUGUAAAGUACACAUAGUUAUAAAUACUACAUUUUGCACUAACAGUACCGAUAUGUGGCUAAUAAUUUAAUAUAUAUAUAUAUAUAUAUAUAUAUAUAUAUAUAUAUAUAUUUUUUUUAUUUAUCAAUUAUGUGUAUUAUUGUGAUGUGAUUUUUAAAUGGUAAUAAAUUAACUUUGUUUAAUCUUUUGGUCAUGUGAUAAUGCUGUAUGUCUAAUAAAUAAAGAUAUAGUUUUCUUUUUAUAAAACAAUUAGAACAUGUAUAAGUAAAAUGAUGAAUACUAUGUUUUGUUACGUAUCCGGCUCGCAGGACCAAGUACAAUGCCCGAUACUUCAAAAGCACGAAAGCCCAGUACGAUAUUAAAAAUAAAUUAUGAGACCAACUAUUUACACGAAUUAAACAAUAUAAUUGGAAAGGAAGUCAUAAAUUUACUUAUGCAUUUGAUUUUUAUUGACAUCGAAAAAUAUUUCAAUUCGAACUUUUAUUAAUUUGUAUUACCUUGUCAUAUAUAAAUAUUGUAUAUAACACACACAACAAUAUAAUAUGUCUGUGUUGUCAGAACUCUCAUUGAUUUACUAGCUAUACAUGUAGUGACUUUGUGGAAAUAGAUUAUGAAAUAAAAAAUCAUUUUUUGUGA